Messenger RNA from Asparagus officinalis (garden asparagus), 1781 nucleotides. RefSeq names its product WRKY transcription factor 44-like. The record is from RefSeq and is a predicted model, not a curated record. Gene Ontology annotation, molecular function: sequence-specific DNA binding; DNA-binding transcription factor activity. NCBI's taxonomy places the organism in Eukaryota, Viridiplantae, Streptophyta, Magnoliopsida, Asparagales, Asparagaceae. The coding region runs from base 331 to 1530 and encodes 399 amino acids. Gene Ontology annotation, biological process: regulation of DNA-templated transcription. The transcript has 6 exons.
AAUUACCAUUUCUGCAAUAUAACGUAGACACUUGAAAAUUACACUUCAUUCCAUUUCCAUCCUCCUUCAAGCUACCAGUCUUCAUACUUUGACACCAUUUGUGUUCUUUUUCUCUACAUCGAACCGAGUAGAACACGUGCAAAGCACGCGGAAGAGCUUGGAAGUUUUAAUUCCCAUCAUUCUCCUUCUCCUUCUUAUUCUCAUAUAAAAGUUUUCCUGUGGAAUUCUUGGGUGAAAAGACUUAGAAAAAUGCUGGAUGAGCUACUGGUUGUUAGUAAGUUGUGAACUGAACCACAUUGAAGAUCAACAACUCAAUUUUGGUGGGAAAAAAUGCACAAUGCAGAGAAGACUAUUGUCAUAAAACCAGUUCCUUCAAGACCCUUUUCCAGUUACAGGUCCUUCUCAGAUCUCGUCGAUGGCACGAUAAAUCGAUCUCUAACUGCUGAUGAUAAAAUUCCUGCAAUCAAACCAAAGACCGUCAGAUUUAGACCCUCUUCAAGCAAUUCCCUUCCCUCUCGGCCUGAUGUAUCAGAAGCAGCAUCCAGAUUUACAUCUGACAAAGCAUCUGCUACGACUUCAGAAGCAGUCAAUGAAGCACCAUCCAUAUACAAACCUAUGGCAGAGUCUGUGUCCAAAAAUUAUGAUUCUCUCAUGGAAAAUUACAUGGUAAAUGAUGUGGGUCAUCAGAAAACAUCGGUAGACGACGAGUUGCAAUUACAAGAUAUCAACCCGGAAAACUACCUUGUUCAGAAUCAAAUUACCUCAAGCUUUCAGCAUAAUUCACCAUCCCUUGUUGCUACAAGGGAACAGGAUAGGCAAUCUUGUGAUGGAUACAACUGGAGAAAAUAUGGACAAAAACAAGUAAAAGGAAGCGAAUAUCCACGAAGCUACUAUAAAUGCACACAUCCAAGUUGUCCUAUGAAGAAAAAGGUUGAGAGAUCCUUUGAUGGUAAUAUUGCUGAAAUUGUUUAUAAGGGAGAGCAUAAUCAUCCGAAGCCUCAGCCAGCUAAACGUCUUGCAGCGGUAUCAGAAGAGCAAAGUUUUGUUAAUAAUAAUAACAAUAAUAUUGGUAACAAUUUGCUGGGGAGUUCUCAUGAUUCUUUUAUCGGUACUACGCUCAGUCAUUAUGAUGGUACUCCUGAUCUUUCAGGUGUAUGUUCAGGUAUCGAAAAUGAUAAUGAGAGGCAUAAGUCUAAGAAAAGGAAGCAUAAGAAGCGAGUUAAUGUAGAAGAAGCAGCGUCACAAUUUGUCGGAGACCCUGAACCUCUGAUGCAAGCUUCCACAGAAUCAACUAUCACAGGGGACGGUUUUCGCUGGAGAAAAUAUGGACAAAAAAUAGUCAAGGGAAAUCCAUAUCCAAGGAGUUACUACAGAUGCAGCAAUCUAAAAUGCAAUGUUCGAAAGCACAUUGAGCGGGUAUUGGAUGAGCCAACAUCAUUCAUCAUAACCUAUGAAGGAGAACACAACCAUGAAAUGCCCGAUAGAACGACGAAUUCAGCUGCUCAGAUAAAUAUUCUAAGCGCUGAGUAGGGUUAUUUUCAUGAUUCCAUUGACAGUUGAUUUUUAUAUUUUCAGCAUAAUUUUCUAACUCAUUUGUACUGUUGGCACCCCAGUUUUUUUUUUAUUUUAAAAAUUGAUCUCUUAUAGGAGUUCUAUAAAGCUGGUGUACACAAAGUUAAAGGAACUGUCAAUCUACGUGAGGAAUUUUUAGAGGAACUAUAUCUUAUGGUUGUAAUAUUUUUGUAGCUACGCGUCAGCUCUAUUGACUUCAGUUUCAGCUU